UUUUGUAUAUAAACAUUAUACUUUAUAACAUCUAAGAAAAUUGCUUAUAUUUCCAAAUCAUUAUAUCAAAAUAGUGAUUGUAUCUAACCUUACUAACAUCUGUAAUCAACAUAGCAUGACGCGACAAAAUAUAUUUUCGAAACUAGCGCUGGAAUCAAGCAAUGCCCUUGGCGGCACAUACAACAGUUUACUUUUGCAGGCGAAACGAUGGUAAAUAUUCUUCGUGAGCGAGCAUAUUGAUGUCUGGCACUGUGGACAUAGAUGCAGACUGUAUCAACACCUGGCUGCAGUCAACUAUCAAGUGGAAUGCCGGCCAAGAACUGCGCUCAUUUAGUAAAACAGAAACAGCCAACUUUCUGCACAGCCUGAGAGAAAAACUGAAGCAACUCUUCUCUAGGAAUGGCAGCCUCCUGGAUGUGCUGGAAAGUUGUCCCAAUGUUGGGCAGUUGCUGGGUAGAAUGUGUGGCAACAGCCUAAUACUGUCAGACAGACAGCUCUACAGGGCACUCAUCACCUGUGUGCUGCUCUUCAAUGUGGACAGUCCACAGAUGGCUCUAGAGGUCAAGGCUAAGCAGUGGGCACUGGCCCAGGUGAGGAGUACAGUGAGUUUCUCUGUGGGAGACAUGAAGUCCACAUUGAUGUCUUCAGUAGGCUUUAGACAGCAGGAACUGUGGGAGGAACUUCUGGCACAGGUACUCAAGGACGUCACCAAGCUUCUGACAGUGCCACUGAGAAAGUGGAGCUCAGAAAACAACUAUUUCCUUCCUGUCUCAGUUCCCGCCAGGCUGACAGGCCCCAUGCUGCACAGGGUGCUCAGUGUCACCAGUAGUAUGCCAGUGACUCCUGCACUGUCUGCCUUGGUUGGUGAGAUAGUGAAGUGGG
Lingula anatina is the source of this 882-nucleotide messenger RNA. Its product is annotated as Fanconi anemia group C protein. Gene Ontology annotation, biological process: interstrand cross-link repair; cellular response to oxidative stress; nucleotide-excision repair. Gene Ontology annotation, cellular component: Fanconi anaemia nuclear complex. Lineage: Eukaryota; Metazoa; Brachiopoda; Lingulata; Lingulida; Lingulidae. The record is from RefSeq and is a predicted model, not a curated record.